AUGAAAUAUCAAGUUGAUAAUAAAAGUACAGAAUUAAGAACUGAAUAAUGCUAAACAACUAAAUAAGUUUUAAUAUCACAUAAUGGAGAAAUACCUCUUAUUAGUCAAACUGAUAUUUCAUAUCCCAAAGUUCCACAGAAUAGAGAAUCUCAAAAAUUAUAAUGUGUAAACUGCUAAAAAGUAUCUAAUUCAAAAUUAAAAUACAAAAAUGGAAAAGGUGCAUAUUUACUAAUACUUUUGUUUGUUGUAUUUAUUAUUACAAUACCUUUGGCAAUUCUUGUUUACUUUCUAAAAAUGUUCAAAGAUGUAUAGCAUUAUUGUCCAGAAUGUGGAUGUUUAAUAGGAACAAAGCAUUUUUUAAUAGGAUGA
Messenger RNA from Paramecium primaurelia, 369 nucleotides. The record is from the annotation of a GenBank genome assembly. NCBI's taxonomy places the organism in Eukaryota, Ciliophora, Oligohymenophorea, Peniculida, Parameciidae.